Molecule: messenger RNA, 282 nt
Organism: Saprolegnia parasitica CBS 223.65
Lineage: Eukaryota; Oomycota; Saprolegniomycetes; Saprolegniales; Saprolegniaceae
Exons: 2
Coding region: 1-282 (93 amino acids)
Source: RefSeq, a predicted model, not a curated record
AUGGUCAACUCCUUCGUCAUCUUUGCCGCGCUCAUUGCCAGCAGCAGUGCCACUGUGGUUGCCGUCGACACGCCAGCCAUGGGCAUCGCAGCGAAAGUGGACACCGAGGCGAGCCACAAGCAACCGCAGCAGCUUCGCGAAGGCGGCCAAAAGGAGUGCUUUGGGUCGAUCUGUGGCGGUGGCUUUGGUUUUGGCUGGGACGCCCUCAGUCGCUUGUCGUGGGACCGUGACAAGUACUUGAAGCAAGCAUCGUGUCUAGUCAACCAGUGCUUGUGGCUCUAA